UGCUCGCAGUCUGAGAAGUUUUACGCGAAUAUGAUGAGAACGCGGCACAAAGUGAAAUACAUUAUGGGCAUAUUUAUGUACAAAUUGGAUUUGUACGUUGAACAUUUGGAAUACGCACUUGGUUUUUGGAACAUGGAAAUAUCUAACUAGUUUUUUGACAUUGAUAUUUCUUGCAAUAGUUCCUGAAAUAUAUUAUUUCACCACGGACUAAACUCUUUUCAUACCUGACACAUAAAAAAAAAAAAAAUACAAAAAAUAUGGGGACAGUUGAUCGACUUGCACUUGACCUGCGUAAUCAGGUGAAUGUAUCCUCAAACGCUUUUGCCAACACAUCACCAAUAACAGGACCUUCCGAAGAAGAUGCACCCGUGUCCUCUUAUGACAUCCUGAUAACAUCUAUCCUCGGCACAGUUUUGACCUGCAUGUGUUUGGUUGGUGUGAUCGGAAACGUUUACACUCUGGUCGUCAUUAACAUCUCCGACCGAGUGACUGGAUCCAUGUAUGUUUACAUUGUAAACUUGGCACUUGCGGAUCUGCUGUACCUCUCCACCAUUCCUUUCGUGGUUUGUACCUAUUUUGUCAAAGACUGGUACUUCGGCGACAUCGGUUGCCGUGUUCUGUUUAGCCUGGAUUUCCUCACCAUGCACGCCAGCAUAUUUAUCCUGACCAUCCUGAGCACGGAGAGAUACCUGGCUGUGGUGAAUCCGCUGGACACAUUCGGUCGCUCCAGGCGCUACAGGCGCGCGGUCAUUUGCAUGGUUUGGUUCGUUUCUUUUGUCCUGGCUCUACCGACCAUGAUCAUGAUUGAUCUGAAGAGAGACGUGCACAACGGCGUAGUAAAACGCAUGUGCCACCCGACUUGGCAGAUCAAUGCGUACAAGGUGUACCUGACUGUCCUCUUCAACACUUGCAUCUUGGCUCCUGGCUUCAUCAUUGGCUAUCUCUACUUGAAGUUAGCCCGGACCUAUUGGGUAUCACAAACAUCGUUUGCAUCCAGAGAAAUUAAUAAGUGUCCUAAGCAAAAGGUGUUGUAUAUGAUAUUUGGUAUAGUGCUUACUUUUUGGGCAUGCUUUUUACCCUUUUGGUUAUGGCAGUUAUUAAGUAUCUAUUAUUUUGGGCAUGGGGGGCUGUCAAGCAGUACAGUUGUGUACACUAACUUUGUUGUGACUUGUUUGGCAUACAGUAACAGUUGUAUCAACCCUUUCUUGUACACUUUUCUAACAAGGAAUUAUCAGGAAUAUGUGAGGGAGAGACAAAAGAGCAGCACAGCCUUUAAGAAAAGGCUCAGACAAACAUCUCUGGUGACAAGGUCUGUGUCCUCCGGGAGUCAACAAUGUAUUUAAUUAUUUGUACAUGGCAGUGGCAUAAUUGAUUAGAAGUCUUUGUUUCAUAGAAGUUAAAAAGUCAGACUCCACAUUGAAAAACUGGGAUUCAAAUGUUAAUUUAAAUCAGGAAAUCUGGAGUGUUUUUUGGAUUUAAGAGCAUUUCAACAAAGAAACGUUAUGAAGUAAAAUGAACAAGAUAUCGUAUGUAUGUUAGAUUCUGCACUUUUUCUUGGUCACUAAUCAUAUGAUCAAAUCUGUGACAUUGACAUUGUAUUGAAUUAGAAAAAUGCAAAAUAGAAGCAUUUUCUCAAGUGGAAUAUUCCACUAAAAGUCUCUUGUAAGACAUGAUCAAUAGAGCUUUGUACAUAGUGCUCAAUAAUUGCACACAAGCAUACAUGUGAAUGUUAAUAUUUUGCACUAUUCAUAUUAUUGUAUUCACAUUGCUGAACAGAUAUGUAGAUACUAGUAAAAUGGUGACGUGGACGUUGUUCUGAACACAAGGAACAUAAAAACAUGCUGGUUUGGAAAAAAAAACCUUGUUUUAUAAUGAAAUUAGUGGCCUAUUUGUUAGAUUAUUAUGAGGAAAUGUGUGCAAUCGUAAAUACAGAGUUCAAUAUUAAUGUGUUUAAAACUAAGUACCUGUUUAUAGAAAAUUUCACUUGGCAUUCAACAAGUAGUUUGUAUUGUAUUUGAAGAUGUAAUAGUCUAGUUUCUACAGUUUAGUUUACACAUUAAAUGUUUUGUACUUCAGUGCAUUAUAUUUCAGUUAAAAAGCUAUUGUCAGUUUGUGGUUUCUCAAUUUCAUGCUGUUUAGAUAAGAGUUACGACUGGGGUCAGGAAUGAGAUCUGACUGCAUGAAAUUAUCAAAUGGUAGCACAUGAAAAAGCAUACGUAUGUGACUUUUAAUGGUGAUAAUUUCUCAUGUUCUUUUAAAAGCAUUGAUGCCUGAAAUAUUUAAAUAAAUUGUCCCAAUGCA
This is a messenger RNA of Xyrauchen texanus (razorback sucker), 2301 nucleotides long. RefSeq names its product urotensin-2 receptor-like. NCBI's taxonomy places the organism in Eukaryota, Metazoa, Chordata, Actinopteri, Cypriniformes, Catostomidae. Gene Ontology annotation, cellular component: membrane. The transcript has a single exon. The coding region runs from base 258 to 1343 and encodes 361 amino acids. Gene Ontology annotation, molecular function: urotensin II receptor activity. Gene Ontology annotation, biological process: neuropeptide signaling pathway; regulation of blood pressure; blood vessel diameter maintenance. The record is from RefSeq and is a predicted model, not a curated record.